CCGGCAACACGGUUAGUAUCGAGAAUACAUUGGAUCGUGGUAAAGGUGUCGCGCUCGACGUCGGUAAUAAAAAAUAAUAAAAAAAUAUUUUUAAAACAAAAUAAAUACAAAUCGGGAACUCGUGAUUUUGUGCCACCUCGUUUGUUUUUUGAGUGACUUUGUACAUUAGGUUUAUGUUUAUUGACGCUUAAAUAAAAACUAAACGUUAAAAUAACUAAAAUGGCUGAGUUAUAAUGCUGCAGUCGUGGUUCUUUCAGUGUGCGGUGUGUGUGUGUACCAGUGGAUUAUAAGAGUUCGUCAAAAUUGCGAAUGCCUUUAUGUGCAUACCAAAUUCUUAAAAUAAGCAAAGGCGUCGUCGACGACGACUACGUUCACCCGCUACCGACCGGCGUUCGAUCACUGCUGCAGUUCAUUGAUCAUUUAUCAUUCUAAAUUAUACGCUACCUAGGAAUAUGAUUUCUGAUAUGGUAAUAAUAUGAUGAUGCGAGGGGCCGUCGACCAUAUAAUAUAACAAGCACGAUCUCGCUGCCGUCGCCCCGACUGCAUUAUUGCAGGGGCCCGCGCUGCAGCACGAUGUACCGGUCGAACUUUUACGAGAGCACGUGCCUGCGAUGCUACCAGACGGUGUACCAGGUGGACCGGGUGGGCCCGCUCAAGGAUUUCACGUUCUUCCACAGCGGAUGCUUCAAGUGCGUUGUGUGCGGUACGAAGCUGACGCUGAAGACGUACUACAACAAUCAGCACCGGCAGGAGGACAAGGAGGUGUACUGUUCCAGCCACGUGCCGAAAAUCGGGCCGGGCCACCUAGACGGCACGUCGGUGGGCAUCAGGAGCGCACUCAACGUGCCCAAGUCGACGACGUACGUCAACGACCAGAUACGCGGCAGCGGCAAAGGCACGUUCGACGCCGAGGCGCUCAACAUCAAGCAGCACCUCAACGGCUCGACGCCCAACAACCGCGCGCAGUCACCGCUACCGACGCCGUACAUCGGCUCAUCCACCCCGGACACCGGUUACCAGUACGGCCGGUUCGACGCUUCGGCGUUGCACAUUGCCCACGCGCUCCGCGCCACCGAACUCCACAAAUCGUACCCGAACAAGAAUGGCGUCCGGGAGAAACCCAUACACUGUUAUUUGGAUAAAGACGUACAGACUAGGUUAGAAAUGAAACAUCGCAAAGAAGAAGACGAUUUGUACAGGAAGUUCGCGAAGCAACGGGAAGCCGAAGACAAUCGUAUAAAGGAAGAGAUAAACAACGAAUGGGAAAAAGAAUUGGAAAGGCUAACCAUCCGCUUUGAGAAGGAACUUCAAACGAAAAGAAAACGGCCGGAUGAACAAAAAGUUCUCACGUUAAAGUUACAACAAGAACGAGACAAUCUUGAAAAGAAUAUGACACUAAGGAGGGACAAAAAGAAAGAGUCCUUAACUAAAAAACUCUUGGAACAUGAGAGGGCUGCCACCGCGGCUCUGGUGGAGAAGCAGAGCAGCGAAAUGUUGGAGCUGAUCAACGAGAAGCGCAGCGAGUACAUGAUGGCCGAAUCGCUGUAUCUGGACGACUCGACGAUACCGGACGAGACGGCCGAGGCGCUCAACGACAACGUGCAACCGUAUCCGGGCAAGGCGCCGCUGCCGCCGUCGCCGCACGGCGUGGCCCAAGCAAAGUUCCAGCUGUACUCGGACCCGCUGGAGUUUGCGCACAUCGACCAGAUCGCCAUUUCGGUAGCACAAGAAGACCAAAAAACCUUUACAGAUUUAGUAAGGAUGUUGGUGGGAAAAUGCGGUUCGGACAUUGAAAAAGCCAGGACGAUUUUCCGAUGGAUUACUGUCAAAAACUUGAAUACAAUGAAUUUCGAUGACAAUCUGAGGGGUGACACGCCAAUGGGCCUACUCAGAGGUAUUAAACACGGAACUGAAAGUUACCACGUACUAUUCAAACGAUUAUGCAGCUAUGCUGGUUUACACUGCGUCGUCAUCAAGGGUUACUCGAAGUCAGCCGGAUACCAACCAGGUGUUCAUUUCGAAGACAGUCGAUUCCGAAACUCGUGGAAUGCCGUCUACGUAGCCGGCGCAUGGCGGUUCGUGCAAUGCAAUUGGGGUGCACGGCAUCUAGUCAACGCCAAAGAAGUGCCCAAAGUGGGAGCCAAAGGGAAAUCCGACAGUCUAAGGUAUGAAUACGACGACCAUUACUUCCUAACGGAUCCACGCGAGUUCAUCUAUGAGUUUUUCCCACUGCAACCCGAAUGGCAGUUACUCAAAAACCCUAUCACUCAACGAGAUUUUGAGGAUUUACCAUUCGUCCGGUCUCUGUUCUUUAGAUACGGCCUCUACUUCCCAGAUUCCAACACAAAAGCUGUCAUGUAUACGGACGCAACAGGAGCCGCUACGGUGAGAAUAGCGAUACCGACCAACAUGCAAUCCAACCUGAUAUUCCACUACAAUUUGAAAUUCUACGAAAGCGAAGGGGACACGUACGACGGAGUGAGCUUGAAGCGUUUCGUCAUGCAGUCUGUCCUGGGCAAUAUCGUGUCGUUCCGAGUGCACGCUCCCAACAGCGGCGCUUUCCUGUUGGACAUAUUCGCCAAUUCGGUGACGCCCAAAGAGUAUCUGACCGGAGAGCCGAUGAAGUUUAAGAGCGUUUGCAAGUUCAAAAUCAUCUGUGAAGAAUUGCAAACCGUCAUGGUGCCGUUGCCGGACUGCGCCAGCGGCGAAUGGGGUCCUACAAAAGCCACGCGACUCUUUGGCCUUAUACCCAUAUCACAUCAGGAUCCACUGGUGUUCGCCGGCCGGGAGCUGGAAAUCCAGUUCCGAAUGUCGAAGCCGCUGACGGAUUUCAUGGCCACGUUGCACAAAAACGGCGUGGAGGAGAAACGGCUGUCCAAGUACAUAUCGCACACGAUCGUGGACGAUUUCAUCACGUUCCUGAUCGGGUUCCCGGAAGAGGGCCAGUACGGUCUGGACGUGUACACGCGCGAGAUAUCGUCACACAAGUCGGACGAGAACGGCCACCACAACCAUCACCAGCACCAGCACCGGCUCGCCAACGGUAACGGCAUCCACGGCGAAAAACACCUGCUCACCCACUGUUGCAAAUACUUGAUAAACAGCUCGAAACGAAAUUAAUAUUACAUAUUGAUAACACGCUACAUAAUAAUAUAUAUAUAAAUAUAAAUAUCGUCGUUUCUAUAUACAUAAGCAUAAUAGUAUAUA
Molecule: messenger RNA, 3207 nt
Organism: Myzus persicae (green peach aphid)
Lineage: Eukaryota; Metazoa; Arthropoda; Insecta; Hemiptera; Aphididae
Gene: Hil
Product: hillarin
Exons: 12
Coding region: 574-3120 (848 amino acids)
Source: RefSeq, a predicted model, not a curated record